GUCGCUGCUCUCGGGCACUUGGAGACAAAACGCAGCGGAGAUCCGCUUUACCGAGCGACAGCGCACUCGCUAUUCACCCCGAGCUGGACGGGCUCUCUGCCGGGGAACAUGCGGCUCUGUUGACACAUUUCGGCAGCAGUUUGUUGGUUUUUGGUCGCCGUUCUCGCGUUUUGGAGCCCGCGGGUUGUCAUGUAGCGGAGGCCGCUGUUGGGCUUGUGUUGCUGGGCGGGGAGGCGGAGAGCCCACCGCUCCACUGCAGUCACAACCGGGAGCCUGUCGUCUGCUUUUAAAGCCUGUAAACACCGCCGUUAUAGGCUUUAAAACGGUUUCACCCCUCGCUGAAGGAUGGAUGUAGGUGCGGCCGGCGGAGUGGACGGAGGCCCGAGGAGAGCGGACUCGGUCGAGGGAGGCCUGGAGAUCAUCCCGCUGGAGCUGUAUGACUCAGCCCGAGCCAAAAUAGACGCCAACCUCCGAUGGCUGUUUGCCAAGGCUUAUGGAGAAGCUCAUGUUCCAGCUGAUCUCAGAGACCCCUUCUACACUGAUCAGUACUGUGUAGAGCACAUUAAGCCCCCGGUGCUGACCCUGCUGCUGUCUUCUGAGCUCUACUGCAGAGUGUGUGUUCUGCUGCUGAAGGGGGAUCAAACAGCCUCCCUCUCCUCCCAUCAGUCCGUCCUCCAGGCCCUCGCUCGCCACGGCAUCUACGCCCGUGAGCCCGACGACACGCCGGUUACCCAUGAUGACCUCAGCUCCACCCCCAUCAAGAUGAGCUCCCACAUCCCCCUGAUUGACGCUCUGAUGCUGGCGUGGACAGUGGAGAUGAUGAGUAUAGAGAGAGUUGUGUCCAGUGUUAAACGCUUUUCCACCUUCAGCGCCUCCAAAGAGCUUCCCUUCGACGUGGAGGAUGCCAUGCUGUUCUGGAUCAACAAGGUGAUUUUGAAGACGAGGGAAAUCUCAGAGAAAGAGCUGAAACUCAAACAACACUUGAUGGAAUCCCCCUGUCAUCAAAAGCCUGACUUCAUGCAUGCUCUGGCCCACUGCAUGUUGGAGCCAGUGGAGUUGUCUCGUGUGGUACGUUACCGUAGAGACCACUUGUCCGGUCGGUGUCUCCCUCACAUGCCGCUGGUGGAGGACCUGAUGAAGGAUAUAUGUGAUGGCGCCGCCCUGCUGACGGUCAUUCAUUACUACUGCCCUGAUUUCAUGAGGCUGGAAGAUAUCUGUCUGAAAGAGGUCCUGUCCAUCUCUGACAGCGUGUAUAAUAUUCAGCUACUGAGGGAGUUUUCCAACGAGUACCUGGACAGGUGUUUGUACCUGCGACCUGAGGACCUGCUGUAUGCUCCCCCUGUGUUAAAGCACAACGUGAUGGUGUUCAUAGCCGAGCUGUUCUGGUGGUUUGAGGUGGUGAGGCCGGACUUUGUGAAGCCCAGAGAUCCACAGGAGAUCAAAGAAGCCAGAGCCUCAGUGCAGGCGAAGAGUUCCCGCCCCCUUGUGCCCAUUUCAAACGCCACAAAGCGCAGCUUCCUAAGCACCUCCCCCUCCGUUGACUCCAUGGUAUCAGGCUCUGCCCAUGACACCUGUAUCAGGUAUUACCUGCACCCAGAGGAGUCUGCGUCUACGUCUGUCACCAAAGUAAGCCCCUCCCACAGCCCCUCCCACCCACUUCUCCCACUGAGACAAAGACAACAGAAGCCCGUCCAGGGGGAGGAGACGGCAGAGUUCAGGAACAGGUCCAGCUCUCUCUCUCGAAUGGACGGACACAGUCCUGGAUCGCGACUGGCCUGGAUGGAGAGAAGACAAAGACCUCUAUCUCAGAUGGAGAUGGAAUGGGAGCGCCUUUGUGGUGACAACAUAAGCUUGGCCCGGUCCAUCAGCAAAGACAGUUUAGCCUCCAACGUCGUCUCCAUCACCCCCCGCCACCACAUCAACGGCCAGCCACUUCCUCACACGGCUUGUAGCCAUGAUUUUGAGGACCAAGAAGAGGAGCUUGUGGCUGUCAUAAGCUCUGGGGGCGUAGCCACCUUCCGAGAGUCCCGGCCCGAGAGCUUUUUCCUAGAGCCACUGCAGCCGGCCGUUCUGAGGCCGAACAAAGAGAAAUCUGUGGUGGUCAGUAAACGGGACGAGAGCGGAGAGGGGCGGGGCCAGAGACGGAGGGCCGUUCACACACCCACAGAGCACACAGCAAUCAACCAAACCUUUACAACCGUCAGCACUGUGGAACCGGAAGGCUCGCCGCAGUCCGGCGGCUUCUUCCUGCACGGCAAAUCCGAGUGCGUGAGAAGCAGCCCAGUCGGCGUCUGGGUAGGCGGAGUCUCAGACUCUGAGUUUGAAGAAGAAGAGGAAGAAGCUGAAGAUGAUGACGUGGAAGAGCGGGACAUCGCCAAGGCUCACAUUAGGAAGCUCCUGGGCCAUGGGCAGGAAGAGGAGGAGUCGGCGAAACUGCGGGAGGAAGUGCGAGGGCGGGAGCGUGAGGAUAAAGAGGGAGCCAGUGGCCGCUCCAGCCCGUGUCCCAGCACGCUCUCGCAGGCCAGCAGCACGUCCACCGGCGCUGGACAUACAAGACAGUCCAGUCCGUGUCGGAGCACGUUCUCGCAGGCCAGCAGUGCGUCCAGCCGCAUGACCAGCUUUGCAGAGCGGCGGCUGCACCGCGCAGUGACACCUGAUGGCUUUUACAGUGGCUGCAGCUCGCAGACCUCCACUCCGGAUGGGUCAGAGAGCGCCCCCUUCCCACCGCAGGCGGGGGACAGGGCUAGCCCCAGCCCCGGGGCACGAGGGGGUGUGGCUUCAGAACUUAUCCACCUGCGCAUGCAGCUGGAGGAGAAGCGGCGAGCUAUUGAGACGCAGAAGAAGAAGAUGGAGAGGCUGUCGGCACGGCAACGGCUAAAACUGGGCAAAGCAGCCUUCCUGCAUGUGGUCAAGAAGGGGCGGGGUGACACGCUACCACGUCCUGUGAAGCAGGAAGUCCUGAAAGAGAAGGAAACAGAAAAGGAGAUGGCAAAGGAUGACUCUUAUGUUGAGGCACUGAAGGCCAAGGCCAAGGCCAAGGAGACGGAGCCCAGCCCAGACAAAGAGUCCCGGCAAUUGGCGGAGAUUUCUGCAGCACCCCCUGCUACCCUGGAGGUAGAUAACCGUGUGAGUGAAGGUGAGGCAUGGGAGGAAGGAGGGGGGGAAUUGGACUUGAGUGAAUGUAACCGCUCCAUCGAGCUGUUAAACGAGGCGAUUGGAUCCAUCCAGCAGCAGAUGAUGCAGCUGUCUGUCCAGCAGGACCUGCUCAUGAGGCAGACGGCGCUGUCGCCCACGCAGGAGAAACCCCAGUCCCCCAGUGAACCAAACGAGCCUAAGCUCCGCCCCUCCGUGCAGUUUGUGGAGAUCUCCACAGCAACCCGACGACCUCCCAAGCUUAGCUCAGGCCGUACUCCUCGGACCAAACCUGCCGAGCUCAAGCUGAGUAAGGGCUCAAAGGUCAACACAGGCGACCCCAGACCCUCACCGGUCAGCAGGACACCUCGAGCAGAAAAUGAGGAAGAUGGUGUGUCUAAAGACGUGGGGGACAAAGCGAAUGGACGCAGCUUGGCCCGAAGCUUGGCUCGAAAUGCCACGUUCCGCCUUCAUGAUGCCGCUAACCGAAGAACAGAUGGUCCGGAAUCACCAAAAGCAGAACCGCCUACAGUAGAGCCAUCGCAGGCAGAACCGGGCCGUGAGAGGAGCGGGUCUGGAGGCUCAGGGAAAGAAAAUGUUCCGGUUCCAUGUGAGGAAAACCGGACUAAAGGGCAGCUGAUCGAGGUGGACCUGUCUGACUUGACCAACCCAGAGUCCAGUGCAGAACCAGAGGGUGAGCAGAAAUCAGGACUGGGAUUCUUCUUUAAGGAUGAUCAGAAGGCGGCAGAUGAGCUAGCUAAGAAGCGAGCUGCAUUUCUGCUGAAGCAGCAGAAGAAGGCCGAGGAGGCACGGCUUCGUAAACAGCAGCUGGAGGCGGAGUCAGAGCUGAAGCGAGACGAAGCCAGGCGUAAGGCGGAGGAGGAGCGGGUGCGUAAGGAGGAGGAAAAGGCCCGAAGGGAACUGAUCAAGCAGGAAUACCUGCGCAGGAAACAGCAGGAGUUGCUGGAGGAGCAAGGGGUAGCUAAGCCCCGCCCAAGACACCGGAAGCCCCGCCCCAAAUCACUCCACCGCCGAGAAUCUGGCAACGCCACGCCUGUGGGUCUGUGUGCUGCUCCGUCUGGUUCCUCUCUCUCUCUGGCCUCUGCGGCAACUGAAGCGGACAGCAUUACGUCUGGGGGAGGCUCGCAGAGGGGUGAGUCGGUGGAGUCUUUCCCGAUGUUAAGUCGUAAUGCCAGCAGGAAUGUGGAGAGAGACUGGGAUAACGGCUCCACAGCAUCUUCUGUCACUUCUGUAGCAGAGUACAAUGGCCCGAGGUUGUUUAAGGAACCCAGCGCUAAGUCCAAUAAGCCGAUAAUUCAGAACGCCAUCGCUCACUGCUGUCUGGCUGGCAAGGUCAAUGAAGCGCAGAAGAACGCCAUCCUGGAGGAAAUUGAGCGCUGUGAGUCCAACCACCUGAUGAUCCUGUUCCGUGACGGCGGCUGCCAGUUCCGGGCGCUGUACGCCUUCGCUCCGGACACGGAAGAGAUCCUGAAGCUGGUCGGCACGGGCCCCCGCGCCAUCACCCGCAAGAUGAUCGACAAGCUUUUCAAAUACAGCAGCGACCGCAAGCAGUUCACAGUCAUCCCCGCGAAGACCGUGUCCGUCAGCGUGGACGCGAUCACCAUCCACAACCACCUGUGGCAGGUCAAACGGCCCGGAUCCUCCAAGAGGAAGUGACGCCUCGCGCUUCCACCACUCUACUGUCUCCUGUUGUCUGCAGAGUUAUGCAUUCUUAUCGGCUAAAGAACCAGCUUCUCGCACCUCCUCCUGCUCUCCUAUUGGCUGCACAGGCGGGUCUAGCUACACCUUUACUGGCUCACCAGCUGCUUCCUUGGCUGGUCUAUUGGCUGUUGGACUGUCGGAGUGGGUGUGCUCACCGGACCUGUGUGUGUCCACUCUGAACCAGGCAGAGAAACGAGUAAAAAUGUACCGGUCGGCCUGCGGAACCACACUAUCACCGGGCUGCCUUGAUCUCUGCCUUCGCGAUCACGUGACCGAUCAUGUGACGAGCACAUCCGCCGUAGACCCCAGGCGUCACACUGUAUGCCCAUAUAUGGGGCUUUGGGCCUUAGUAGUGUUUUUCUCUGGGGGAAAAAUGAAAGGUGUUUUAUGGACCGUGUUUUGCUGUAUGUUUCAGAUGUAACUGGACCCCUGAAUUAGGAGGUCAUUAAGGGGUCGAAAUAUAAAUAUGUCUGCAUGCAUUGACUUUAUAAGAUUAGCAACUUCACCAAAAUACUCCACACAAACCAGCAAGCUUUCGCAAACAUGUUUAGCAGUAGCCUGCAGUUUUGCGUGCUGAAGGAUAUUAGUAGACCGACCUCGUAUUUCAGAAGGUCCAGUGCCAUUUAAGGGGAAAAUAUAGGACAAUACAUGGGGUUUGCACACCACAGUGCAUCGAUGCUCUGUAUUCAUUUUUCCCAUAGAGAGAACCUGCUUAAACCCAGGCUUCCAUAUAUAGGCGUGACGCACGACUUCGGCGGUCUGCCGGCCACGGAGGGGGUGGGGCGUGUGUUUGAUUGACGGAGAGCAUUGCUGAGCAUUACAGUUAAGAUGAUGAAUGUGUUUUAGAGUUUACCUUCGUUUAGUUUUUGUAAACAGCAGGUUUCUCUGCAUGUGGCACUUUUUUUCAGUUGGGAAAGCGGCGGGUUUGUUUUUUCUACUCUAGUGUUAUUUCACUUCACUACUGAAGUUGCGCUCACACAUGCACACAGACUCUUAACUCCGAGCACUAAAGUGUGUGUGUGUGUGUGUGUUUGUGUGUGUGUUUGUGUGUGUGUUUGUGUGUGUGUUUGUGUGUGUGUGUGUGUGGUCGUUCCAUGUUUCUCUACAUGCUGCUGUUUUUUUUUCCAUGAAUGAUGCUCACUUUAGCGAUGCGCUCUAACCAGCGCUACAUGCAAAACUACAAACUGCAAGACGCACAUAACAGGGGUGUGUGUGUGUGUGUGUGUGUGUGUGUGUGGUUGGCACGCUUGAAUGAUGAGGUGAAGACACUGUACUGGCCUUCUUGGUAUUCUUAAGUCACAUUUUAAAAGCUUUUAUCAUGGAGCUUCACUGUAUUUGUCCUCUUUGUCGUCGUUUUCUUUAUUCUGUUUUGCUCUUUACAAAACCUUUCUGGCCAUCAGAGCUGGAUUCUUUCCCUCCUCUCCCCUUCUCCCUCUCUCUCUCAUCACUUUGACCAUUGUCUGUUCUUUUCAAUGGCUGCUGACAGUAUUUAACAAUGUGCUUCAGUAAUUCCUCGCCGAGGAGCCUGAUUGUCAUGGAGACACACUGACUGUGUGUGUGUGUGUGUGUGUGUGUGUGUGCGUGUGUGUGUUGUAGUGUUCAGUACAGAAUGUAUGCUCUCCUGGGAUCUCUGUGAGCAGGGCUCUCCGUUGUUAAUGUAUGGAUUGUAAAGACCUUUGCUUUACAUUUUUUUUUCUUUAAAUAUUCUUCCAUAUAUUUAUUUUAAAGAGGAACACUGAAAGUUUAAUAAAUUAUUCAAGCAAACUCA
Pygocentrus nattereri (red-bellied piranha) is the source of this 6622-nucleotide messenger RNA. RefSeq names its product calmodulin regulated spectrin-associated protein 1a (gene camsap1a). The transcript is spliced from 20 exons. The record is from RefSeq and is a predicted model, not a curated record. Gene Ontology annotation, biological process: negative regulation of microtubule depolymerization; cytoplasmic microtubule organization; neuron projection development. Gene Ontology annotation, cellular component: microtubule minus-end. NCBI's taxonomy places the organism in Eukaryota, Metazoa, Chordata, Actinopteri, Characiformes, Serrasalmidae. The coding region runs from base 346 to 4809 and encodes 1487 amino acids. Gene Ontology annotation, molecular function: microtubule minus-end binding; calmodulin binding; spectrin binding.